ACAAAUUACAAUAUCAAGUUUUGCAGGUAAUGCGUAAACGCAGAGAAACGUGAAUAUUUUAUACACACCGUUUCUCUCCAAUUCGUCUUAUUCAUCUCUCUCCUUUACCAUACACGCAAUCCGCCGCCGAUCAUUCAUUGGAAGCGUCCGAUCACCGAACAACACAGGCAGAAUAUGUUUUCCGGAACGAGGUUUCGUGAUCAAUAUCCUUAGGGGCGGUUGCUGUCUGCAUAAGUUAAUCGAAGAUCUUUGUAAGAAUCUGUAUAUGAAGCCUAAUAGUUCAAACUUAGGGCACUCCUGUUGCUUCUGCCUGUUUCGGGCGACGACUCACCAUAUUAAACUUGCUCAUCUUCUUUUCUAAAAAUUAACUUGAAUGGGCACGGCUUAUGAAGAGAGAACUAUAUACAGGCACUUUUAUGGUCCAUUUGGAUCAUUGGUGAACAGAUGUCAUUUUGAUUUAUGGUGUUCCCUCCAAAGAUUAUUAGAUUGACCUGCUGCAGUGGCAGUAUUUAAUGCAUCAGCCUAUGAAUUGGGCAAGAAACACUCGAAAGUCGAAUGUAGGGACAUUAUUACCUGGUUUUGAGAGUGAGGCUCCAUUGCUCACCCACUGAGUUAUAUUGUAUACUUCCAAUAAUCAUUGAAUAUUACUAGUUGGCGUUUUGGGUGCUAUAUUUUUGGAUGACAACCAGUAUUAUUUUCAUUUCUUGAAGGCACAAAAUAUCAUAAAUGUCCCACUGGAAUGCUAGAUGUUCUAAAUCUCGUUUAUGGCAUUUAGAAUGUAUAGCAAUCUCCUACCUUUAGUGAUGAGGAGUAGCUGGAAUUGUCGUACAUACUAAGUUGGGUUGCAGUUUUGGAUGUGCUGAUCAUAUCCUUGGUCAAGAAAGAGUUAGGAUUCAGUGUCAUCUUCUCUUACAUUGACGUCAAGACUUAUAGUGAUUGGAUACUUGCUAUUCAAUGACGUCCCUAUAUUGCUGCUUGUCUCACAGCAGGCAUGACUUCCUUGAAUUUCAGAUGCUUACCGACAAUUAUAUUUGUGAUGUUUCUGUAUGAUCUACUGAUGCUUAAGCCAAUUUGGAAGUUAUUUGUUAUGAUCUUAUCAUCUUACUCAUGUGGUGGCUGAAAAUUAGAUAAGGUGGGUUGAACAAGGGUUUUCAUCUGCUGCAAAAAAGUAUAUUUAUCGACAGGUCCAUAAGCUAUGGGGCACAGAAACAUGUUCCAAAUUCUCGAUACUGAGGGUCAUCAGGGGCAGGAUCUCACUGAGCAACCAUUCUUGCUUAUGGGAAGGGCCGUUGCUUCUGAUAGCAAUUCUCUUGUUGAUCCAACUCAUCCUGGGCGGAACUUAAGUAUCAAUGGCGGAACCUUUCCUCCCCAGUGGACUCCUGCUGCUCCUAGGGCACGAAUAAACUCAUCAUCGAUUUCCCCUGCUGAAUUUCCAGGCCUUCAACAACAGGCUCCUGGUCCAUCUCGUGAUCCUUUUCUGCUCCAGCCUGCUGGUGGAAAUUUCCACAUGGUGCUGAAUAAUUAUUCUCGCCCUCCACCUUCUUUGAGUCUCAGUGGGCAGACUGUCCCUGGAGUACACGGUGGUUUUGUUAAUCCAGCAACAAUGGGCAGCAGCAGAGGACCACAUAAGCGGAAAAGUCCAAGCACCCCUCAGCUGCAUGACAGAGGUUCUACUAGCAGAUAUUACGAUGCUGGAAGCUCAUCAAAUUUGCUCUUACCUGCUGAUCCAUGGCAGGAAAAGCAGAACACAGGACCGUAUCAUAUGCCUCGGGAGUAUCAUCCGGGCUACAGAGUUAACGGCCUCUCUAUUGGUGGUGAAGGUACACAUCAGAAUGUGAGAAGUAGAACUGUAGUCGACCAGGAACCUGACCUGGCCCGAACACAUAUGCCAAGCAAUUCUAUGCAUCGUUCCUUCUCUAACCGACCCGCUGACCGAUCUACUACACUGGAUUAUUCGAGGCAGAGUUCAAACGUCUCCAUAACGGAUUGGAAUCAUUGUCUCGUAUCGCCUUCUGGCCACGGGGGGGCACGUGGUGUAGAUUCAAGUUCCUUUGGUCGCGGUCUGAACACCCUCAAUGCACUAAACAGUCAUGCUAAUGGCUCGGUGGACAGCGGUGGUUACAACAAUAAUGCUCCUAUCUCUCAAAAUAGUUAUGGUUAUUUGAAUCAACCUCGCGUAGAGGUCCAAACCAGUUACGACCAAAGUUCUACCCACACAUAUUGGGCUUCUUCAUCAGGCAACUUUUACCAAAGGCAGGUUGCUGUUUCUGGCGAAGGGCCGGCAAUGGCAGCAGACAGUUCCCCUCCUAGACAUUCGCAGGCCUUUUCUACCCCAGGGUUUCAUUAUAGUGAAAGGAAUGGUAGAACAAGUGACGGAUAUAUACCCGUUUCUGGUGAGUCAAGUGCACCCAAUCUAGCUGCACAUGAGCAUGAGGCUAUUAUGGCGGCGAGCUACUCUACGUAUUAUGGCUCGAGGGCCCCUUACGACCAGCACAGGGAGAUGAGGCUUGACACAGACAACAUGAGCUACGAGGAGCUGCUUGCACUGGGAGAGAGGAUCGGAAGUGUCAGCACAGGUUUGUCUGACGGCUCGGUGUCAAAGUGUCUGACUCAAUCCAUCUAUCGCUCGUCGAACCAAUCUCAAGACGGCGCGACGUGUGUCAUCUGUCUGGAGGAAUACAUGGAUAUGGAUGAAGUUGGGAGCUUGAAAUGUGGGCAUGAUUUUCAUGUGGGAUGCAUCAAGAAAUGGCUGUCAAUGAAGAACUUAUGCCCAAUCUGCAAGCAAUCUGCAGUUGAUGACAACAAACUAUCUUCAUGAAUUUGUUACUAUUUCAGGAAAUGUAAUUGGAAAUUAUUCCCCGCAAUGAGGGAAAUGGAUUACUUUUGAAACUACAAUGUGAUUAAUGUAAUUAUUGAACUAACA
This is a messenger RNA of Salvia splendens (bonfire salvia), 2923 nucleotides long. RefSeq names its product probable E3 ubiquitin-protein ligase RHG1A. The transcript has 10 exons. The record is from RefSeq and is a predicted model, not a curated record. Gene Ontology annotation, molecular function: ubiquitin protein ligase activity. The coding region runs from base 1196 to 2818 and encodes 540 amino acids. NCBI's taxonomy places the organism in Eukaryota, Viridiplantae, Streptophyta, Magnoliopsida, Lamiales, Lamiaceae.